AUGUCACAGACAUCGAGUCGACCCCCGUCUGAGGCCAAUAACAGAGCCUAUUGGUUCGCGAGUGCACCCAAACAAGAGGCUGAUAUAAUGGCCACUUCUACCACAGCUACCGGUGCUAACCAUAGCCGAGAUGAAGACGAUGUUAGAGAUAACUCUAAGUGUUUGUGCGCUGAUAUGUGUCCCAACUCUCAGAGGGAACAACACUUAUAUACCGAUAAUAAC
Molecule: messenger RNA, 222 nt
Organism: Oppiella nova
Lineage: Eukaryota; Metazoa; Arthropoda; Arachnida; Sarcoptiformes; Oppiidae
Source: the annotation of a GenBank genome assembly